AUGCUUUCACGCUCGGGCUUCAACAUCCGCAAGCUUGUCCGCCAGGCGCCUCGGACUAGCCUGGAUUCGGACGAUUCCGGCACAAUCAACGAGGCAAGGUCCCGCCCUUCGCCCAAGGAGGAACAAAGUGAAAAGUUCAAGAGCCGGACCUGGGGGAGGACAAAGAGGCCACCGCCGCCGAUUCUGGUCAUUCACCGCGAAAACGUCCACCUGAUAUCCAGUCCCUUGCCUCCUCUGCCUGAUACCCCACAUUCCACAUCGAGCUCUUUGUACAGCAACGACUAUCGGUCGUCUCCCAAGACACCAGCAAGCAAAGGGAGCCCGACUCUUUGUUCCAUAGUUCCCAAUGGAUCACCGUCGCUGUCUCCUCAACUGUUACACAAUGACGGGAGACACCCACACGUAUUGUCUGCUAAAGACGAUGCCCGGAAGUUCCAUCCCUCAUUGCCAACCAUCAUCACCAUGCCGGACAGCAUCGAAAAGUUGAUUAGAGAAACCAACAAGGCCUUUGAGGACGUGGACACUGCUCUCGAAGACGCGAGCAUGGCCGUACAUUCGCCAUUUAUUCCAGUGCUGCCCCAGAGCAUAAUGGAGGAUAGCCCAGUUCUUUCACCGCCUGGAUUGUCGCCCUCGCGGCCAUCCCCCAAGAACACCAAGUACUUGUCGCCCCUGAAUUCACCCACACGAAGGGCCUCCGUCACUAAAGCAAAUCGGAAGCCGGCCAAAACCGGACGGCAAAAGUCGGUCCAGUCACGACAAAAGCAACAGCGCCAACCCAAGAAAACACCCAAAACCACCGCGAGAUGGGCGCUAGGCGAGAACAUGGGGCGUCUGUUCCACCGCAUCGAGGCCGACGAGAUGGUCACUUCGGAACAGGUGAAGGAGUGGCGGCAAAAGAACCCGCGAGUUGAGGAUGAUCAACCAGCGGAUGAUACAGUUUCGGUGGACUCUCUCCAAAUCUUCGACCUAGAUGUCUGUGAGACCCCCAUCGAGCCUUUCCACCUCGACGAUCUCCCCACGAGGAUUGGCGCGGCUGGGGUACGAGCCUCAAUACCCCCACUCCUAAACGCAUACGACAGCUUCGACUUUGGCCUCGAUGUCAUUCACGAGGAUUUCUCACUGGCGAACGGUUCACAGCGCCCGCAGACACAACCUCCGCGAGCAAAGUCGUUGCCAUCUGCCAUGGCUGAGGACAAUGAGAUGACCUUCCACGAUGUCUCGUUUCCAACACCACCACCAAAGAGCCCCCUUUGGGCCAGUAGCCCCCGUCGCCAACUGCCUCCUCUUCCAACCAUACCUGAAUCUGCGUCUGCCAGCCCGGUCGCUGUGAACCCCAAGCCCUUCAAGCAACUGCGCAAGAAAUCUGUGCGCAGGGGCCCCGAGAUGAAGCAGGCCAAAGUCACCGACGAGUACAUCUACUUUUCUGCCACGCCGUUCACCGUCACAAUGCCUACAUACCGUCACGGUCCCAUCCGCCUGUCCAAGGCAGAUGUACGCCUUCGGAGUCCCGUGCAGCCCUUUGUUGAUGAGAGACUGGAUUGGACUGCUUUCCAGAUGGCCAUCCUUGGUGCUCCUGACGACUUCAUGGGCGACAGUGAUGACGGCGAGGAUGAGAAGCAGGCAAACGACCUGAUGGGUUGGCUUGAGGAUUUCAACCUUGGACAUGGCGGCAAGAUGCUUGUUUCCAAAGAGGAGGAGGACAAGUAUAUGGUCCGUGCCGAGGUCAAACAUGCGGAUACGAAGCCUCGCAGCCGUAGAGCUACCCGCCAGGCUCCUUCCCUCGUCCUGCCGCGACAAUUGGACAUUGCCCUUACCGUUCCGCUCCCACCCAGCCCAAUAACGGCAGAGGACGCCUCCUCCGGAAGCCCCCAGGAGAUGGUUCAGCCAGAGAUGAUUCAGAUCAAGCGUAUCCCAAUCCCUUUGAUUAUUGAGCGACCAUCGGGUGGUGUUCUCGGACGUUGGGUGUUGGACGAACCCGAGGAGUACGAGCAGCAACAAGAGCAACCAAAAGGCCAAACCAAGCAACGCAUGGGCAGCAUCGACAGCAGUGUCGGCAGCAUGCCGCAAAGCCCGAUGCUGGAUCUCGUGGUCAGCCGGGCCGUUACUGGCGAAGAUUACGUCGUGCCUAUGGGAUACAACCUAGGACACGACCUCGGAGACUUUCUGAAAUGGGAGGCCGAGAACGUGUCUUUUGCUGGCUUUCGUGGCUGA
Pyricularia grisea is the source of this 2211-nucleotide messenger RNA. RefSeq lists its product as uncharacterized. Lineage: Eukaryota; Fungi; Ascomycota; Sordariomycetes; Magnaporthales; Pyriculariaceae. The transcript has 2 exons. Bases 1 to 2211 code for a protein of 736 amino acids. The record is from RefSeq and is a predicted model, not a curated record.